Molecule: messenger RNA, 507 nt
Organism: Aspergillus tanneri
Lineage: Eukaryota; Fungi; Ascomycota; Eurotiomycetes; Eurotiales; Aspergillaceae
Exons: 2
Coding region: 1-507 (168 amino acids)
Molecular function (GO): iron ion binding; heme binding; monooxygenase activity
Source: RefSeq, a predicted model, not a curated record
AUGGCUUGUAACCUUGUUUUGAGUCUCGUACGAGGUAAGUCGGCUGGAGCUUUCGGACUAUUUGCCUACGGAGGCGAACCGGACGCUGAAGGACUUUCAGGCGAAUUGGAUCCGGUUCAACGAGUUGGGCGCCAACCAGACAAAGACUCCCAAACCAGACUCCGUGAAGAUAUCAGGGACGCACAACGUGAAGAUGGCAUGCAUGCAUACCUCCUGAGCUCGACAACUUUUCUCUUGGGAUGCAUCUCGGAGUCGUCUCGUCUGAAACCGCUUGCGGCAUUCUCUGUGCCGCAAUCCGGUCCCAUUAAUAGAGUAUUAGAGGGAUACCCCGUUCCAGCGGGGACGAAUUACGUCGUCGACACCUACGCAUUUAAUAUAAGAAAUGAGUUCUGGGGCCCCUAUGCCAAGGAAUAUCGUCCUUCGCGGUUUCUGGAGGUGAAUGGCACUAAGGUGCGGUACAACUUCUGGCGGUUCGGCUUUAGGCCGCGGCAGUGUAUGGGGAAGUAA